UUUAGGCUGUACAAGUCAAUGCGAUGACUCCACACCAUGUCCUGAGGGUAGCUCUUGCGUGGAUAAUCAAUGUUGUACCUGUUCCAAGGAGGAAUUCACUUUGGUGUUGAGGAAUUUAACAUUUGAAGACUCGGGGAGAUAUAAAUGCCAAAUUGCCAACCGAUCAGAGCAGUUGGAAUUUCAAGUGGAAGUACUGGAAUCUGGGUUAAAAGGCGGUUUUCACGAAAACAUCUCGUAUGACCAUUCGGAGUGUUGCCAAGAAAAAGGAAUUUCGCCACUAUGUAGGGCUAUGUGUAAGCCAAGCGAGAUGGCAGAGCACCAUUUUGACCCUAUAAGGUAUAACUUUGGUCGCAACAGUUUUGUGAGAGCUAUUCACAGCCAAUCAUGCCCUGAAACUAGUUGUACAAGUCAAUGUGAUGAUUCCACACCAUGUCCUGAGGGUAGCUCUUGCGUGGAUAAUCAAUGUUGUACCUGUUCCAAGGAGGAAUUUACCCUGGUGCUGAGGAAUCUAACAUUUGAAGACUCAGGGAGAUACAAAUGCCAGAUUGCUAACCGAUCAGAGCAAUUGGAAUUUCAAGUGGAAGUACUGGAAUCUGGGUUAAAAGGCGGUUUUCACGAAAACAUCUCGUAUGACCAUUCGGAGUGCUGUCAAGAAAAAGGAAUUUCGCCACUUUGUAGGGCUAUGUGUAAGCCAAGUGAGAUGGCAGAGCACCAUUUUGACCCUACAAGCUGCAAAACCGACGACUAUAAGAAUUUCCUCUACUGCGCCACAGAAAAUGGUACAAGGAGCCAUAUUCAUUGCUGUAAGACUCAGUUGGUCCCAUCAUUCUGCUAUGAUUUCUGUUCCGGUGACUUCAAGAUGCUCCGCCGAUCUCAUCGUCUUUGCCUAUACUACCUACCGGAAAUCUUCGAAUGCUACAAUCGAGCAUACCGUAUGUUGGCCAAUCCACCUUUAGAACUUGGAAUCCAAUCUUUGCAGAUGCUUCGCCGAUCCCAUCGUCUUUGCCUAUACUAUCUACCGGAAAUCUUUGAAUGCUACAAUCGAGCAUACCGUAUGUUGGCCAAUCCUCCUUUAGAACUGCCAUAUCCGGAUCCUCCCGAACAAGUUGUGGUGAAUGCCGUAGAACAUGACAAAUUAAGCGUCUGUUGGCGACCUCCUCCAGUUCAUGAGUCCAAUAAAAACUUCCCAGUUAUUGAUUAUAGUGUUUACUACAAGGAAAUUCCGAAUUUCCCAUUAAUGGGUGGAGAUAUUGGUAUUCCACUACUAAAUGGAGAUUAUUCCGAAUUUGGUGAUUUGGACGACGAUACUGACUAUGUGGACCCAGAUACGACCACUGAGAAGCCGACACAAAGAACGAGAAGAGAAGAGAAGCCCCGACUCAGUUUUGGCAUUCGCAAAAAGCGCGACACUGUAGUAAGUGUGCUAGACCUGCAACCACCUCCUAAGCAAGAUUCAGGAUUACCGAGCGUGCUAAACCUGCAACCAUCUCCUAAGCAAGAUUCAGGAUUACCGAUAAAUACAACCGGAACGUGUCAGACGAUCAGUGAUUUGCGUUCAUCAACCCGCUAUAUCGUCUAUGUGACGUCGAGAAACGAGUACGGUACUAGUGUGCCUAGUGUAAGGUCAAUCGCCAGUACCAAUAUACAUACCGUGAAAAACAAUGAAACACUUCCGGAUGUGAUGAGUGAGUUUAAAACUGUUUUAUCUUCCGUAGAUCUGCUUGAAUGAUG
Molecule: messenger RNA, 1731 nt
Organism: Strongylus vulgaris
Lineage: Eukaryota; Metazoa; Nematoda; Chromadorea; Rhabditida; Strongylidae
Source: the annotation of a GenBank genome assembly